AUGGUAGCCGGAGAAGUAGGAGAACCACUUGAGUUUGAAAUCGGAGAGGAAGCCUGGCUAGAUGCCAAAAAUGUGAAGCUAAAGACCCUGAGUCCGAAGCUAACUGAACAACGCCUAGGCCCCUUCAAAGUAAUCAAGAAAAUCUCCAACAGAGCGUACCGCCUAGAACUUCCACCAACAAUGAGAAUCCACAAUGUCUUCUACGUGGGUCUCCUGUCAAAAGUCAAGAGGGACAAAAAGCGCAGCUUUGAGAACCGGCCUCCACCCGUCACCGUGGAUGGAGAGGAAGAAUAUGAGGUCAAAGGAAUCACAGACAUGGAAGAAAGGAACGGGAAGUGGUUUUUUAGGGUAAAAUGGAAAGGCUACGGAUCAGAGGAGAAUACCUGGGAACCAAGGGAAAACCUCAAAAACGCCGAAAAAAUCCUAGAAAAAUUUGAAAAGGAAAUGAAAAAGAAGGCCCUCGGCGCUGCCAAGGCCCUUAGAGGGGGGGCAGUGUCGUAG
Messenger RNA from Rhizoctonia solani, 501 nucleotides. RefSeq lists its product as uncharacterized. Gene Ontology annotation, cellular component: pericentric heterochromatin. Bases 1 to 501 code for a protein of 166 amino acids. NCBI's taxonomy places the organism in Eukaryota, Fungi, Basidiomycota, Agaricomycetes, Cantharellales, Ceratobasidiaceae. Gene Ontology annotation, molecular function: chromatin binding. The transcript has a single exon. The record is from RefSeq and is a predicted model, not a curated record. Gene Ontology annotation, biological process: negative regulation of transcription by RNA polymerase II; chromatin organization.